AUGUAAGCCUAAGUUCAAUUAAAAUGGAGUGAUUUAUAAAAGGAUGAUAACAUUCUUCAAAAUUAUGAUUAAUGUAAACAUAUAUAAAUUUAUAAUUAAGAACCUAAAUUAGCAUAUUUAGAAGAGAAUGUAAAAAAAGUGAACAAAGUAAGAUUCAUCAUAGGUUCUUCAUAAACUCUUAAAGUGAUGAUUGGUAUAUGUGAUAAGAAGAUUCGUUAAUAAAGAGGAAUGAUAUUUUAGGAUAAAUCAUUUGUAGGACAUGGUACUUACUUACUCUAUUCUGUGAAUUCUUAUAAUUCAUGUAAUAAGUUAAAUAUGUAAAGUCUUGUUUAGUCAUUGGGAUUUGGAAGUAAAUUAUAAUGAAGGUGGAUUUGUAAUGAAAAAAGAUGAUUAGAUUGAAGUUUCAUUUAACUUAGAUAAUAGAAUCUUAAAAAUAACAGAUGUUAAUAAAACAGAAAGAAGUGUAGAGUUUUAAACUGAACAUCAUAAUAUGGAAGAUCUUCACUUAUGUGUGGUAAUAAUUGAUGGGGAUGUGUAAUUUUAUUAAUGA
Molecule: messenger RNA, 550 nt
Organism: Paramecium sonneborni
Lineage: Eukaryota; Ciliophora; Oligohymenophorea; Peniculida; Parameciidae
Source: the annotation of a GenBank genome assembly